Centropristis striata (black sea bass) is the source of this 4524-nucleotide messenger RNA. RefSeq names its product Krueppel-like factor 15. The record is from RefSeq and is a predicted model, not a curated record. Bases 407 to 2059 code for a protein of 550 amino acids. NCBI's taxonomy places the organism in Eukaryota, Metazoa, Chordata, Actinopteri, Perciformes, Serranidae. Gene Ontology annotation, molecular function: RNA polymerase II cis-regulatory region sequence-specific DNA binding; DNA-binding transcription factor activity, RNA polymerase II-specific. Gene Ontology annotation, biological process: regulation of transcription by RNA polymerase II. The transcript has 4 exons.
UAUUACGCACUGACAGCUACUUUGAAGACAAGAGCCGAUGCAGAGGAGCCGAUUUUUGGAUUCCACACAUAUACAAGGACCAAUAGCAACACGUCAUUCAAUGACAGCGGAACCAUGUGGCAUAAAUGUUAGAAGCAUUGAGAAAUGGGAACCUCUGAUUCCACAUGGUCAGCUUGAAGUGUGAAGGAGCAGCUGCAGGGUCUACACACACACACACACACACACACGCGCACAGUCUUCAAAUUCCACUUCCCUCACACGUGGUUGACUUUCCUUUGGAAUCGCCAUCAGCUGCAGACCUCUUGAACCAGCAGCAGGAAGACAGAAGUUUUUUAAUCAACACUCGGCUGAUCUCGACCAGAACAGAUUGAUCUUCAGAGUCCAGCUGCCAUCCAUCCGCACAGGAAUGGUGGAUCACUUGCCGCUUGGUGAGGAGACCUUUCUUUACUACACUGGCUCCCCGGGGUCGGACUACAGCUGCCUCUGUCACCACGCCAAAGGUGGUGCGUUGAUGGGCGACAUGGUAACCGACGCAUGCAUCUACGACCACCACCACCAACCCUACCAAGGGGUGACGCUCUCCUCCUCCCCUCACCUCUCUGAGGAUGAUCUCAGCGACUCCUCCAGCCCUCGGUCCUCUCUCUGCUCCAGCCCCGAGUCCUCGUCGCUGACGUUGCGGCACGUUCUCGGCUCCAGCUACGAAAGCAGGAGCAGCAGGAGUAGUGGAAGCUGUAGCUCCUCUGGGGGAGAGAGUCAAGACAGCCUGUUGGACCUCCUUCUCUCCCAGGCCUCCCUCACCAGCUCUGCCAGCAGCAACUCUAACUCUUCUUCUCAAUCCUCCCCACACUCUUCUUCAUCCACAUCUGCUCCUCUUUUACCCAUGGGCCUGGCCUGGGAGUCCAAGAAGGAGCAGCGGCUGACCCUCCUCCAUCAGCAGGCCAAAGAGGACUGUUACGAAUUCCCAGUCUUCCUGGACGAGCUGCAGGAUCCUGCGGCGCUCCUCUUUCAGCCCACCCUGGAGGAGAUUGAGGAGUUCCUGGAGGAGAACAUGGCAGUGGCAAUGGAGAAAGAAGAGGAGGGGAGUGAUGAGGCAAUGUCACCAAUGUCAGAUGAUGCUGAGGCAAAGUGUUCAAGGACAUUAGCAGGAGAACUCGUAUCAGGGUCACUGAACUCUGAUCAGACUGUGCCUGUGGCUCAUUCUCCACUCUCCUCCUACACAGAGACCAAACAUGCACCAUCUGACAUGGACAGCUCGCCAUCAGCAGUGGAUGUUAGUUCUAUAACUAGUGCUAAUUCUACCAGUAGUGUUGAUGUGAUCAAACAGGAGGAUUGUGCUUCAUCACCAGCCUCAUCAGAAGGUACCAGUGCCUCCAGCGUGCCAGUCAUCCUACAAAUCCAACCAAUACAGAUAAAACAAGAGCCCAACUCUAGUGCCAUAUCGGAUGGUGUCACCCAGCAAACCCAAUCCCCAAAACCCAAAUCCCAGCCAAACCAGGCAACGUCGGACAUCAAAAUUGCCCAACUCCUGGUCAACAUCCAGGGGCAGACCUUUGCCUUGGUGCCUCAGCUGCUUUCCCCAACAAACAUUGCUGGCUCAAGCAAAAACGGAAGCGUCAUUUCUCCCAAAUUCGUACGGAUCGCGCCGGUGCCCAUUGCUGCAAAACCCAUUGGGCUUGGGGAAGGCGGGUUAAACGGAGGCGCAGCAACAGGGGUCCUCUCUGGAGGUCAGAGGUACCAGAAGAGUGCAGUAGCAGACCUCAUUAAAAUGCACAAGUGUUCUUUUCCCGGCUGUAAUAAGAUGUACACCAAGAGCAGCCACCUUAAAGCCCAUCUGAGGAGGCACACGGGGGAGAAGCCCUUCGCCUGCACAUGGCCCGGCUGUGGAUGGAGGUUCUCCCGGUCCGACGAGCUGUCCCGACACCGCAGGUCCCACUCGGGUGUUAAACCAUACCAGUGCAUCGUCUGCGAAAAGAAGUUUGCCCGCAGCGAUCACCUGUCGAAACACCUCAAAGUCCACCGCUUUCCACGAAGCAGCAGGACAGGACGCUCUGCAAACUGACUCUCCUGACCCCACUCUGACAGACUGUGGGGGGGGGGGCUGUGUUCCUGUAUGUGUGUGUGACGAAAGACAGAGGACAGGGGGGUGGAAGUCCAAACACCUUUUAAAGGAGUCUGAGCAAGACUUUUGAGCUUGUGUGUGUUUAUGUUCAAAUAUGUACGCAUGACGUACAUUCAUGGUACUGUUCUAAUUUAUUAGGUGGCAAGGAAAAGACUGUAAAAACUAAACUAAAACAGAAAACUGUUACUUGACACAACACCCUCACAGGUGGAAUAAGCUUCUUGUAUAUUACAAAAAAUUUUUGUCUCACUCAAAUCUUUUAGGUGAUCUAAUUUUAAGAAAGAUUUCAGAGUAUUUUUACACUUUGAGGUGUUAUUGUUAUUGCUGGUGUCGAAAGCCUUAUAUAAAUAAAAAUGCAUCACUAAGGGGUCUGCUACUAUUUAAAACCCCAGGUGUUUUUUUUUACCUUCCUGGAACCAUAUGUUGUUUUAAUGUAAGAGCAAAAAGUCAUUGUUUAAUGGCUUGAAUUUAAUUUUUUGCCCAUCAACAACAAGAGCUAACUGGACAUUGAGAACUAUUGGGGCCUUGGUUUAAUUUUUUCUGGAGAGACGGCAGAGGAAAUGAUGCAUCAACAUUCCUGUAGCUUUGGAUAAGUGUCUUUGUUGCCCUUGAGUCUCGUUACAGGAAGGAAAAAAACAAUGUGGUUCCCUCAAAGACAAGAUGUUAAUGUUGAACACCAACAGAUACCGUGUCACUAUGUAAUUUGCACUGGCACACAAGGCAUUUCUGGUUGUCUGCCCACACUAAGUAUUUAGUUGAAAGAUGGUUCUGUAACACCCUUUUGUCAUUUUUAUGGUGUCUUUUAAUCAAAACAAAUUGUGAUGCAGCUUCAUCCAAUGAUUAUCUGUGAAAUGUUUCAAGUCAAGUUUAAGAACAAAUAUUUGCAAAGGUAUUUUUGUUAUUUUGGCUUCAACUCGUUAUAUAUCACAACUAGGGAUGCAACGAUAUAUUGGCCAUUGGACCAUUGGUAUUGGCUAAUUGGGCCAUUGGUAUUGGCUAAUUGGACCAUUGGUAUUGGCCAAUUGGACCACUGGUAUUGGCCAAUUGGACCAUUGGUAUUGGCCAAUUGGACCAUUGGUAUUGGCUAAUUGGACCAUUGGUAUUGGCCAAUUGGACCAUUGGUAUUGGCCAAUUGGACCAUUGGUAUUGGCCGAUAUUUGUCUUGUUGGCUGCCAUUGGCCUAUCGGAAAAUCAGUUUACAUCCACUGUUGGCAGCGGGCAAUGUUUAUUAUGUGCUGGCUAUUGGCUGUUGGACUUAUAAUGAAGAUUUCUUUGUUUGGCAGACAAAAAAUGGGAAUUAAAUAACAAGAAAAACAAAAUAAACCAAUAACAAAAAUAUCGACAUUGACAAAUUGUUAUUUUUAUUAACUGGUACUGCUAUUGGUAUUGGCCCAGAAUUUCACAAUCAUUGCAUCACUUAUCACAUUUGUUUUCUGGUUUUGUAGCGCCAUACCAUUUUUAUUUAUGUUGUUGUAUUACCUUCAUGUCACUGCUCUCAAAAAAGUUCUAAAAAUAAUAACAAAAUGGUGAAUCCAUAUUGCUGAGAGGCAGAAGUAAAGGCUGGUGUUGGAAACAUUGAUUGAUCAUUGAUCUUAAACCAGGGGUAGGCAACCUGAGGCUCUUUGGCCCCUCUCCAGUGGCUCCCUGUUGCUUUGACAAAAAAGAAAAAUGAUAUGGAAUUUGUCUACAAUUUAAUCCACAUCAUUGAAGUGAUUCUUACACGUUCCGAUUGUAAAAAUAUGUACCCUAUAGACAGGAUUUUUUUAUUUUUGUCGACUGAAAUGUGCAUCAAAGCCUAUGACCACCUGGUUCUUCGCCCUAUAUAUUUUUGCCAAAACUAGCUACAACAGAAAAUACAUUUGUUUACAUUAACUGCCAGUACUUCACACUGAGUGAUUUGCUUGAUUUGCAGUGAGAAAUUGGUAAAUUACGUUCAUUAUAAGGCUCAAAGAUGCGUCUGCAGAGGGACUUUUCUUUCUGUUUUUUUGGCCAAAAAUGGCCCUUUUCAUGGAAAAGGUUGCCGACCCCUGCAUUAAACAUAUCAAAGCUCUUGUCUCCAAUCCCUUACAAUCAAAUUUAAUUUAACAGAUCAAAUGAAAAAUGAAAAUCAUGUACAAAUCAAAUUUAUGUGGAUUUCUUGGGAAUUAAUUAAAGGACAAUAACAGCGCAUGGUAACGCCGUAACAAGUUGGCCUUCACACCAAAUUAGGAGUUCUGUCAACUAGUGCACAGUUGUGCUGCCAGUUUGUGUCUCGUUUGUGUCUUCCAUGGUGCUAGCAUUUAGCCAUGUUGCUAGUAUGCCAGGUCCAAGCAGCUACCGCCAAAAAGUGAAGCCAAAGGUAUUCGCUAACAUUCACCACCAACAAUGUGGCGAUAUGAUACGUAUGAUGAUACAUGAUUAGCAAU